AUGGUGCUAUACAAUAUAAAAGAGCUUAUGCUAUUAUGUGCUGAUUAUUCACUUGAUGCUCAAGUUCAAAAAACAUUGUUUGCUGCUGAUUUAUGGGUGGCAAAAGCAGCACGAGAUCAGCAAAUUCAACUUGUCGAACAUGUUUCACGAAAUUAUAACAAAAAUGGCUUUUUAAAUAAACCACGUUCACCUUCGCGUGUUGUUUCUAUUUCACAACGAAAUCUUGCAGCAAGAUCUGCAUCAGCUGAUUUUACACAAAUGUCGUCUUUUAACAAUAAUAGAUUUCAAUCAUUUUCUUCUAAAAAGAAGACAGAUGCUUCAAAAGUUCCUCUUACUUGUUCACCAUCAAAUCAACAAUCGACAAAUCUAGUUAGAAAAUUAAGUGGUAUUGAACUUGAUAUAUCGACAACGGGGGAACCGAAACUUAUGCCAAUAUUAGAAGGUAGUGAAGAGAAGACAAUACAAAAUGGUUCGACAAUCAAUGAAGUAAAAAUACAAGUCAAUAUCGAUUCGGUGGAGCCCAAAAAAUUAGAAAGUACAGAAAAUGUAUCCUCUACAAAUGUUUGUGGACUAAGAAUGCGUAUUCCAACAACGACGAUCGCUUGGACUCCAUUGGAAACUGAAUCAACACCUAUCUCGCAACAAGAUUCUUUGUAUGAACUUAGUGUACAGGUCGAUACUAUUCUUAAAACAUCUUUGCAAGAAAAUUCGAACGACAGUGCCAAGCUAACAACAACAAUCCCAAACAAAAAUGAGAGAACUAGUCGUAUCAUUAGAAAAUGUAUAAGUGCGUCCUUAAAUGCUCGACGACCAAUAACAAGAGUGAAAUCCGAUAUGAGUGAAACAAGGGGUAAGAAGAGUGGACAAGGACAUAUGUCGCGUGCAUCAUUCAGAUAUUUGUCGGACGAUCCUAAGACAAUAGCUGAAAUAGAAGAGCUCGAAUUGGAAUAUUUAUUUAAUUACAUUCGCUAUUUGAAAACCUUCGCUAAAUAUUCUGAAAUGACUGAAGAAGAAAUAAUGGCUCAAAUUGAAAGUGAUCCUCAUACAUUACGUAAUCGUACAAAAGAAAUUAUCAAAGGAAAAUUAUCCGAAUCAUAUGUCUUUUAUAUGGAACAAUAUCCAAUCAAAAAACAACGUCGACGCGAUAUGCCAACAACUCCAAAUAAAUAUAAAAAAUGUUCUCGUCGUGGCUUUGAUGGCAUAUUAAGAACUUGGCGAAGAAAUUUGCAUCAGUUUGAUAAACCAGCAGCAAUAAAUGAAAAUAAACAACCACCAGUAGAUGAUGCAGAAGAAACGACAAUAUCUCAGAUGAAUGGAACAAAUUGCGAAAAACCACUUGGAAUUUGUUUUCAAAAUCCCUGCGGAAAUCGUGGACUUUGUGUUGAAACUCAUCAGUCAUAUGAAUGUCGAUGUUAUUUUGACUAUGUUGGACAAAAUUGUGAAGAACGUCUAAAACAAGAUAGAGCAUUAUGGUCUUCUCUGAUACCGGUGCAUACAAAAGUGUUAUUCGAUAUGCUACAAAAAGCCUAUUAUACCAAUAAACUCCAAGCAAAAUCAUCAAAUGAAAUCGAUUUUGUCGGUUUGUUAACGACAGAUCAUACUCAAACGGCAAUAGAUAAUCUAUUGAACAAAAAUGAAAAUACACGUGAUAGAGCAACAAUAGAAUUCAAUAAUUUUUUCACAUCAUCAACAACUAGCACAACAACAUUUUCAAAUGAUCUUCCAUUUUAUCAUUCGACAGUGGAUGAAAACAGUCAAAAACAAAUAAAUAUUGAUUCAGAUAAAAAAUCAGUGACAACAUUUCUUCCAACGUCAAAAAGUUCUGAUACCAAUGUUCUCGUUAUUCCUGCUAGUGGUAUUCAAUUAGAAGCUAUUUUUCCUAAAAUGACUACAUACAGUCAACAAUCUUCAACAAUCAGUUCGAAAUCAUUAACAUCCGAAUCAUUAUCAAACGAUUCAAUCAAUAUAAACGUAACUGACUCUAAUUCUUCUACAAUAGUCAAUGAUUUAUCAUCAUCAUUUACGUUGACAACGACUGUUAGAUCAUUAGAGAAUACAAUAGGUUUGUCAAGAUAUAACAUUAAUCUUGGAGAGGAUAGUGGUAAAGAAUCAAUAAAUUCUUAUGAUAAUUUAACAAUGAUAACUGAAACAAAUAACAAAGACGAUAUGAAUGCCAUAACUAUUGAUGUUACAACGGCAACAUCUGGUCAAGAAAACAGCAUUUUCAAUUCUAGUAUAACAUUGUCACGUGAUCAAAUUUCAGACGAUAAUUUAUUUUCUUUCGUGGAUAAGUCAACAACAGUACAAAACGAGUUCACUUCAACAAUUAACACGCCUACUUCUACGAUCAAUCUGUUAAAUCCUAAUAUGUAUGCAACGCUAUUAUUUGAUUUUACAUCAUUAUUAACUGAUCGAAAAAGUAAGAAUUCGGCAGAUUCGCUAUGGUUUAAAUAUUUUAAUUCUAAAAAAGGUCGUCGAAAAUCGACAACAACGCCAGUUACACUAGAUAAUUAUUCGACUAAAUCUAAAAAUCAUACCAUUGAAUUAAUAUCAUCCACUAGUUCACCAAUCGAUAUAACUAUAAAUAAUUAUGACAAUAAUAAUUCAAUGUCUACUUCCAUGCCUUUUUCAUUCAAUGUUUCUUCAAUAACCACCCCACAAUUGCCAUUGAGUGAAUCUUAUCUUGAAAAUAAUACUGCUUUAAAUUUUACUGAUUAUUCAUGGUCUACAAAUAACACGAACGAUAUAAGCACAUCGGCAGUAUUAACAACUACGAUAGCAAAUUAUCCAUCGUAUUUUUACUCUCUAACGACUACAAUAAUCAAUUUACUGCAAACAAAUUUAGAACUAACUGGUGAUGAUAAACAUUCGAAACUAUUGGGCAACGAGACCAUAAAAAAUAUUUCAGAUGCUGUUCAAACAAAACUAUUAUAUAAAUUAUGCGAAGAAUUAUUAGCAAAACUUUUACCAAAUACAUCAAUGAAUAGUCAACAACAAUCUCAAAUUGAUAAUAAAACAGCGAAUGCUCUAUUAAAUUGGUUAAGUGAGCAUUUGACAAGUACAACUAAAACUACAUUAGUCACUAAUCAACAAACAACAGCGUUAUUAUCAUCUCCAUUACCAUCAGCUAAAUCAUUGCGACGUUUAAAAAUAACUGAAGUUUUAAGUAAUAUGGAUGAAUCACCAUUGGACACAGUGUUGACUUCUGAUGAAAAUAGGAGAUAA
Messenger RNA from Didymodactylos carnosus, 3225 nucleotides. The record is from the annotation of a GenBank genome assembly. Lineage: Eukaryota; Metazoa; Rotifera; Eurotatoria; Philodinida; Philodinidae.